Salvia splendens (bonfire salvia) is the source of this 1224-nucleotide messenger RNA. Its product is annotated as Metal-dependent phosphohydrolase. The coding region runs from base 298 to 972 and encodes 224 amino acids. The transcript has 5 exons. The record is from RefSeq and is a predicted model, not a curated record. Lineage: Eukaryota; Viridiplantae; Streptophyta; Magnoliopsida; Lamiales; Lamiaceae.
AGAGCUCGGCUGUUAUGACAACUCGUUUCAACAGCCGUUAGAUCUCCUCAAUUGUUUACAGAGACAACAAGAGAAGUGUAUUAAGAAAGGGAAGGGGAAACAAUACCUUUCAGAAAUGUGAGUGAGUGUUGGACCGAAAGAGGCAAACUCCAGCCAGCAGGCUCCCCUCCAGCUAAUACUCUGCAAAGCUGCAGGUAACAGCCCUUGCUUCCCCUACCCAAACCGGUUAUAGUCCGGAAAUCAGCCCCCACAAUGCCACCUCUAGUGUGCACCUGCAAAAGAAGACAAAAUUCAUGAAUGAAUCAGAGUACAAGGCAGCACAAAACACCAAAAUCAGUUAAAGGAUGCUGCAAGGUCAGCCAACACUCAACCUCUUGCAGCUUUCAGUUACACCCCAGCUAUAAGUAUAGAUCAGCCUCGGCCUCUUCCUCCCCAUUUAUCACAAAGCAACAUCCAAUUAAAGAAAGAGAGGAGCCGAGGAAGGGGGAGGAGGCGAGGGUGAAACAAGAGCAAAGACAAGGACUAGCAGCACAAGUUCAGUGGAGGGACGUCGUCGCUCGACGAGUAAAUCUCAAGUCAGACAGUACCCGUUUGAAAAGGUUAAGCAAACGAGGCUUCAAGGAGGAAAUUGGUGGGCUUACAGAGAGCACUCGUUGUCCAGAAUUUGGAGUGGUACAAGAUGCUGAUCGCCUUGAUGCAAUUGGCGCAAUAGGAAUUGCUCGUUGCUUUACGUUUGGGGGAAGCAGGAAUAGGGUGCUCCAUGAUCCCCAGAUAAAACCUCGAUCUGAUCUGUCCAAGGAAAAUUAUAUGAAUAAAGACGAGCAGACAACAGUGAACCAUUUUCACGAGAAGCUUCUCAAAUUGAAGACACUGAUGAAAACUAAGGCUGGACAGAGAAGGGCGGAAAAAAGGCACAAGUUCAUGGAGGAGUUCUUGGAAGAGUUUUACGAAGAAUGGGACGGGAGAGCCUGAAACCUCUGUAUUUUCAUCAUAAUUUGCUCUCCGAUAUGAUUCUGUUACUGAAAAUGCUGAUUUGGUUGUGAAUUUGCAAUGAAUUUGUGAGUUGUAAAAGAGGGUGGGGUGGGGCUUCAUUCAUUAUUGAACCAACAAUAUUAACUAACUCAAUUGCACACACAAUCAGCUAUGUUGGUGUUUUUUGUAAGUUGGAUAUUUGUCUGUCACACACCCGCAAUAAUAAAAGAGCUGUCCCAAAUUCUUGUGAUA